AGCGAUGAAGAGAUCAUAUCAGAAUACAAGGCUGACAUGUGAGAGACGAGAGGAUCCUAUAAACAUUGAAUGAACUCAGAUAUCUAGUUCCUCUUUCUUACUCUAUAUAGAAGAGAAUCCAAAGAGGAGGAGGAGAAGCUAAAGCAUUGAAGAAUGGUUUCGCGGAACAAGAAUGAUUCCUCUAUGCGUGAGAAGUUUCAAUUACUUCGUUCAGUCACUAACUCACAUGCUGAGAGCGAAACAUCGAUCAUAGCGGAUGCAUCAAAGUAUAUCAAAAAGCUUAAGAAGAAAGUCAAAGAAAUCAACAAUGGGACCACGUCUGAGCAAUACUUCUGUGAUCCUACCGAUCCCAUGGUAAUAGUGGAAACCCUAGAGAAUGGAUUCUUGAUAAAUAUAACGUCAAGGAAGAAUGAUGGAGGUAUGUUGGUUUGUCUUCUUGAAGCCUUUGAAGAUCUUGGACUUGAGGUUGUUGAAGCUACGGUUUCAUGUACAGACUCAUUUAGCAUGCAUGCUGUUGGUUCAUCAAAUAAUGAUGAUGGUGAAAGAAUGGAUGCUGAAGCAGUGAAACAGGCAGUUGAAGUAGCAGUCAGGACCUGGAGUGAUGGACAUGAUCCAAAAUGUAUCAUGCUAAGAAUCGGCUACCCCAUAAAGGAUAGAGCUUUCGUGAUCAUCAUUUCCAGCCAAUCACAGUAUAUCGGGUGCCAUUCUAUCUAAAGAACUGUUUGACGAGAUGGUUUUAGACCAUUUUUCGGUAAGUUUGCGGACAAAGACGUUCGUCGGAAUAACCGAAUGUUUGACAAACACUAUGAAAUAGUGUAUUUAUAUGUCAAAAACAAAUUCUGUUUGAAUGAGAAAUAAAUGUCUGAUAUGAAAGUAUGUGUAAAAUAUCCAUAUUAGAAAUAUGCUCUUGUAUAUAAAAUGGAGAAAUAGAGCAAAGUUUAAAACUUUGUUUACACUGAGAAAGAAAGAUAUUUGGACCAAA
Messenger RNA from Raphanus sativus (radish), 982 nucleotides. RefSeq lists its product as uncharacterized. Gene Ontology annotation, biological process: regulation of DNA-templated transcription. The coding region runs from base 154 to 714 and encodes 186 amino acids. NCBI's taxonomy places the organism in Eukaryota, Viridiplantae, Streptophyta, Magnoliopsida, Brassicales, Brassicaceae. Gene Ontology annotation, molecular function: sequence-specific DNA binding; DNA-binding transcription factor activity. The record is from RefSeq and is a predicted model, not a curated record. The transcript has 5 exons. Gene Ontology annotation, cellular component: nucleus.